Messenger RNA from Geodia barretti, 810 nucleotides. NCBI's taxonomy places the organism in Eukaryota, Metazoa, Porifera, Demospongiae, Tetractinellida, Geodiidae. The record is from the annotation of a GenBank genome assembly.
AUGGAUAGCGGCGUUCUCCUGCUGCUGGUCGUACUCGGCUUCGGGUUCACGGGUUACCUCCUCCCGUGGGAUGAAAAGGCGUAUUGGGGGACGGUCGUCGGUGUCGAAAUCGCCAGCACUGCUCCUGUACUCGGCGAUUUUGUAGCGAAGGUCAUGCGCGGUGGAACAGAGAUAGGCACCGUGACACUGGUACGGCACCCCACAGAACACCCCAGAAGAGAUGCCUUCUCAUCUGUGGAGGGGGGGAAACCGUUCUAUCCGGAUCAGGUAUUUGAAGACGUUGUCGGCAUGCUAAUCCUCUUUGUAAUACUGGCAGCUGUUGCGCUGUUUGUGCCCGUCCCACUCGACGAUGUCGCCGAUCCGACGAAUGCGAGUUACGAUCCCCGACCGGAAUGGUAUUUCCUAUUCCUGUUUCAACUGCUGAAGUACUUCCAAGGUCCCCUCGAAAUCGUUGGAACGUUUGUCAUUCCGACGGUUGGCAUAUUGCUUUUGCUCUUCCUCCCGUUCUUAGAUAGAAGUGCGCGUGCUGUCCUCUGGAAACGACCCGUUGCAUUGACGGUCACGACUGUCUGUGUUGCGGCGAUUGCGGGGUUAACUUUCCUUGGCGUAAGUUCACCGAAACUCGAAACAGAGGAAACACCGCAACCGACAGAACAAACCCAAAGCACUGCCCCCUCGGAUACAGAAACGGGAGAAGUCGAAGAAGGGGAGGAAGCCUUUGAUUUUCAACUAACGGAAGAAGAAAUUGAAGGAACGGAAGAAGGGGAAGAGGUUUUUGAUUUCCAGUUAACUGAGGAAGAAUUACAAUAG